UUUGUAUAAGGGAAGAAUUCCUCAUUUAAGAUGGGUAAUAAGCAAACGAUAUUUACAGAUGAACAGCUAGAUGCCUACCAGGAUUGCACGUUCUUCACUCGGAAAGAAAUUCUUCGGUUGCACGGCCGAUACCAUGAAAUGGCACCAAACGUUGUGCCCAUGGACUAUACAAAGGAUCCAGAUGUUAAACUACCUAUGCAGCUUAUAAUAAACAUGCCUGAGCUAAAGGAGAAUCCCUUCAAGGAAAGGAUUGUGGAGUCUUUCUCAGAAGAUGGAGAGGGGAGCCUCAGCUUCAAUGAUUUUGUGGAUAUGUUCUCUGUGCUCAGUGAAAUGGCUCCCAGAGAGCUUAAAGCGAUCUAUGCCUUUAAGAUCUAUGAUUUUAACACAGAUAACUUCAUUUGUAAAUCAGACUUGGAAAAAACCCUCAAUAAGCUGACACGAGAAGAGCUGACAGCAGAAGAAAUCACUCUAGUUUGUGAGAAAGUGAUUGAAGAAGCUGACAUGGAUGGUGAUGGGAAACUAGGAUUUGCAGAUUUUGAAAACAUGAUUUCCAAAGCACCGGACUUUCUCAGUACUUUCCACAUAAGAAUAUGAAGAUGCUUCUGUGAGCCAGUGUUAUCAGAAAUGACUUGCCAGUCCAGCCUUUCUGUAUCUCAGGCACU
Molecule: messenger RNA, 662 nt
Organism: Colius striatus (speckled mousebird)
Lineage: Eukaryota; Metazoa; Chordata; Aves; Coliiformes; Coliidae
Gene: CIB2
Product: calcium and integrin binding family member 2
Exons: 6
Coding region: 31-594 (187 amino acids)
Molecular function (GO): calcium ion binding
Source: RefSeq, a predicted model, not a curated record